AUGCGUAACCUUCACCAACAACCUCCUUCCUUACCAUUUUCCACUGCGUUAGCUGACCCUCCUCACCCACCACCACCUUCUGGCUCUGUUCUUCCCUCUUCCUCUAACUCCUCUGCUAACACCCAGUUUCCCAACUUCCAAAAUACAGUCGAGUUCUUGCAAGAUCAGAAUGAUGCUCUACACCUUUCAAUGGAAAAGCUCACACAGCAGGUCCAAGCUUCUCAGGCUGCCUUUGAGAACAAGAUCUCAGCCCAGAUUUCUUCGCUGCAAAACACUAUUGUGGCGGCAGCUUUCUACCGUCCGAGCACACAAAUAUCCCCCCAAACAGAUCUGUUCUUGAACCAGUCAAGCGGCAGCUCCACACCCCACCCUCCUCCCCUCCUGUGGCCUUCUCUCUCGGCUCCACAGCAACCCACUUUUCCGCCCACCAUCCUUCCUUCCCAAACAUCACCUCUGUCCGGGAUGUCGAGCAGCACCACGACGUACUCGGUGGUCACUACGCCGAACCACACCACUACUCCACUCCCUCCUCCUGGUUUUACAAGCUUCUCUGCUCCAUCCCAAUCUACCCCACCAGGUUUUGUUUCACAUCCCAAUUCAUCACAGUUCCCUCCCCGUUACAAUUCCAACCCACCUCCAAACCAGGAACCGCCGCAUUACAAGGCACCGAAAGUGGAGCUCCCACGGUUUAAUGGCAAGGAUGUAUUGGGCUGA
This is a messenger RNA of Argentina anserina (silverweed cinquefoil), 714 nucleotides long. RefSeq lists its product as uncharacterized. The record is from RefSeq and is a predicted model, not a curated record. The transcript has a single exon. Bases 1 to 714 code for a protein of 237 amino acids. NCBI's taxonomy places the organism in Eukaryota, Viridiplantae, Streptophyta, Magnoliopsida, Rosales, Rosaceae.